Messenger RNA from Drosophila hydei, 2872 nucleotides. It is a transcript of the gene chm, whose product is annotated as histone acetyltransferase KAT7. The transcript is spliced from 7 exons. Gene Ontology annotation, cellular component: nucleus. Bases 174 to 2648 code for a protein of 824 amino acids. Lineage: Eukaryota; Metazoa; Arthropoda; Insecta; Diptera; Drosophilidae. Gene Ontology annotation, biological process: regulation of DNA-templated transcription. Gene Ontology annotation, molecular function: histone acetyltransferase activity; zinc ion binding. The record is from RefSeq and is a predicted model, not a curated record.
AAUAAUACAAACAUAGAAUUUUGCAUAUUUAUACUGAAAAAUCUUUUGCACAAAUAAACAAAGUUACUGCAGUGCAUUUUCACUGCUGAAGAAUUGCGACGAAGUACACAAAGGCAAAGGAGUCGCGUUGCAAGCAAACUUAACGCAGUUCUAUUUACGUUUUGUUUAUCAACAUGGAAUCUGGCAGCAGCUCGAGCUCCACUUCGGGCAGCAGCUCGUCGAGUGGCUCAUCCAGCUGCACAGAUACGGGCAGCUCUUCGGAUACCGAUUCGAGCAGUUCGGGCGUUGCCGGUCCCGAGGAAAAACCACAGCCAACAAAAACACAACAAACCGCUGUGCGUCGCAAGGCGGCAGCGACGCCGGCAGAGAAUGAGAAACCGAAAACCGCAGGCAACAGCAGCGCUUUGAGCUCUGCUUCGAGCAAGGUGCGUUCUGUGGUGGCAGCCAGCAAUCAGCGCAAUGGUGCACUAUCCAGCGACGAUGAUGACGACGACGACGACGCGCCGCCAGCCAAAAAGAAUCCGCGCACCAUGACCAACAACGUGGCGUCAGCUGCCGCACGCCGUAAGCCGUCAACAGGGGCGCCGACCAAGCAGGCAGCGAGCGGGGCAACUGGCAGCAACAACAAGGCGCCACUGCCAGCCAAAGCCAAUGCCCAGUCGCAGCGCAAUGGGGACAACAAACGACCUUCACUGAGCUCCUCAUCCAUGAGCACAGAUGACUCGCACAAGGAUGUAAAGAACGGACGGAAAGUGCCGCUAAAGCUGGCCAGCACUGCGACGGCUGUGCGCGCCAAGCAAAUGCGUGCCAAGGCGCUGCAGGCCAAGGCGAACAGCGCAAGCAACAACAACAAGAAUGGACCGGCUGCAGCUGGAAGACGCGCGAAGAGCCGCAGCAGUGAUGGCAGCGAUGAUUCGGACAGCGGCUCAGGCUCCGAGACCAGCUCCAUAAGCGAGUCGGAGGGAACGGAUUCAACCAACUCGUAUAGCUCUCAGCCGGCGACGGGCAAGUCAAAUGCCAAGGGCAAGCGAGUUGCUGCUGGAGCUGGUGACAGCGAGGAGGAGCGCAAGGACAAGGCGAAUCCCAUGCGCAAACUGACGCGUUCGCUGAGCAUGCGUCGUUCCAAGCAGCAGCAGCUUAAGCCGGGCAGCGAGACCGAAUCAGAUCCAGAUCUCGACCAGGAAGACGACAAGCAGCGCGUGCUCUCCAAGAGUCCGGCCAAAAAGGCGCCCACAGCCAUCGGCCUCAACAGCAGCAACAACAGCAAGUGCAAGGUGAAGAAAGAUAUGACCUCAAUCAAGUCGCGACCCGUCUCGCCCGCCGUUCAGCUGGAAAAGAAGUGCCCCAUCGAGGGCUGUGAUUCGUCGGGCCAUUUGAGCGGCAAUUUGGAUCGUCACUUUCUGCCCGAGGCAUGCCCCAUCUUCCACAACAUGUCCGCAUCCGAGUGCAAAGAGCGCGCCAACGAGCGCAAGCUACGCAAUGAGCAGCGCCUCAAGAUGCCCAUCAACAUUGUCACGGCGCCGGGCAACCAGAACAGCAACCUCAAAGCCCUGACGCCCGAGCAGCGUGAGUUCCUGGCCAAAAUACGCGAAUCCCGUGCCAACUUCCGACCCAUGAGCAACAAUUUCUUGAACGACAAGGUCAAGAUAGACAAAGACUGCACGGACGAGGAUCGCGAACCGAAUCUCGCUGGCCUGGUGCCCGACUACGAUCUACAGCUGUUUCGCGAGGCGCAGGCGCAGGCCUCCGAGCGCAUCGAAGACGAGCUCAAAGAUCUGCCCGUUGGCAAGGGCAUCAAAUACAUCAGCAUGGGCAAGUAUAAGAUGAAAGUGUGGUAUCAGUCGCCCUAUCCGGACGACGCCGCCCGCCUGCCCAAGAUGUACAUCUGUGAGUUUUGCCUGCGCUACCAGAAGUCCGAGACGGGCAUCAAGCGACACGCCGAGAAAUGCGUCUGGCGGCAUCCGCCCGGCGAUGAGAUCUAUCGCAAAGGCAAGCUCCAGGUGUGGCAGGUGGAUGGCAAGCGUUACAAGCAAUACUGCCAGCAUUUGUGCCUGCUGGCCAAGUUCUUCCUCGACCACAAGACGCUCUACUACGACGUGGAGCCGUUUCUCUUCUACAUCAUGACGCUGGCCGAUGUCGAUGGCUGUCACAUUGUCGGCUACUUCAGCAAGCAUAUUCCGUUUUUGCAGGAGAAAAACUCGUUUUAUAACGUCUCCUGCAUCCUGACACUGCCACCAUAUCAGCGCAAGGGCUACGGCAGGCUGCUCAUUGAUUUCAGCUAUCUGCUAACCCGUGUCGAGGGCAAAAUUGGUUCGCCGGAGAAACCGCUGUCGGAUCUGGGCCUUAUAUCAUAUCGUUCAUAUUGGAAGGAUGUGCUGUUGGACUAUCUGUGCAAUCGUUCCGGCAACACGCUAUGCAUCAAAGAUGUCUCUCAGGAAAUGGCCAUCUAUUCGUAUGAUAUUGUAAGCACACUCCAGGCGCUGGGCAUGAUGAAAUACUGGAAGGGCAAGCACAUAGUGCUCAAAAAACAGGAUGUGCUGGAUGAGUAUGAGGAACGAGUGAAGCGCCGCGGCACAUUUCCAAAAAUCGACGACUCCUGUUUGCGCUGGCAGCCCUUUAUACCGGCACAACCGAGCGCCUCACCAUAGCCACGUGGUUGGAAGCACGCCCAGGUGUGCUUGGUGGACUCUUCGUAAAUGUGUAUUUCCAUAGAUAUUCAUUAUAAUUUGUGUAUAUUGCUUAAGGCCUCAAGUAUUUGUUGGUAGCUAAUUAAUAAUAGCAUAUACAUAGUAAAAAUUCCAUACAAUACCGAUUCUGAUUCUGACUUAAAUAUAUAUGUAUAUAUACUCGAGUGGCGAACAAAUGAUGAGAA